This is a messenger RNA of Cyprinus carpio (common carp), 1327 nucleotides long. RefSeq names its product methionine sulfoxide reductase B2. Gene Ontology annotation, biological process: response to oxidative stress; protein repair. The record is from RefSeq and is a predicted model, not a curated record. NCBI's taxonomy places the organism in Eukaryota, Metazoa, Chordata, Actinopteri, Cypriniformes, Cyprinidae. Gene Ontology annotation, cellular component: cytoplasm. Gene Ontology annotation, molecular function: peptide-methionine (R)-S-oxide reductase activity.
ACAGAAAACAAGGAACCCAAAAAUCACGCUUUAUGAACUUCGACGUGCAUGCGGUUAGUCCAUUGACAAAAGGUGCAAAGUUUGAUCAGUUGCAGCCAGUCGACCGUGACCCAUAAAGUCUGAAUUGUGACCGGUUUCCGCUGCUCGAGCUGUGAGGGGGGGAAUGCAAAAAGCUGAGAUCAGUUCAGCUUCUUUUCAGUCUUUUGGGGUAGCUUAUGUGAACUAAUAGUGGAGAAAGUCAGGCCACUGGAUGAAAUCAUAUGUCGAGAAAAAUGUCGCGUUUUCUAAUUCGCUUCUCCUCUAUCGUCUCCAACGGAGCGACUGUCAAAUCAAUUUUACCUCAGAAGAGAAUAUUUGUAGGGAUUCGGCUGGUGUCUACAUCAACGGGUUUGCAGUCACUGACACGUUAUGACCAGUCCACAGAUUGGCAGAGGAAGCUGACUCCAGAACAGUAUGUUGUUACAAGAGAAAAAGGCACAGAGGUGCCAUUCAGUGUCAUCUACUUGAAUCACAAUGAGGUGGGCAUGUACCACUGUGUUUGCUGUGACUCCCCUCUUUUUAGCUCAGAAGCGAAAUAUGAUUCAGGAACUGGUUGGCCGUCCUUCUUUGAGGCUCACGGGACAUGGGAAAAAGACGAGAGUCACGCCAACAUUGUCCGUCGCCCUGACAACUCGCUUGGUAGCACAGGAACAGAGGUUAUCUGCAAACAUUGUGAUGCCCAUCUUGGACACGUCUUUGAUGAUGGUCCAGAUCCGACUGGCCAGCGAUUCUGCAUCAACAGCGUUGCUCUAAACUUUAAGCCCAGAGAGAAAUAAUGUAGAGACAUCCAGCAAAAAACUCUGCAUUUACAGUUAUUCCAUGCAAAUAAAAAAAACAAAUAGCAUUUGAAUAACACAUGUCCAUGGGGUAUGCGAUGAGUUACAGUUUACAAUGUUUAUGGUGGGGAAAAAAAAAAUGUUUGGAGAUUGUGUUUUAGAACAAGUGCACUUUUAAAAAUUAAGUUUUAGCAGCAAUGGCAGUUUUGAUUCCUCAUAGAACCUUUCUAUGAAUAGUUUUUAGUUGAGCAUUUUAAUAUUCUAAAGAACUCUUUCCACUGUAAAGAACCUAUUGGAAGGGUUGUUAAAGAAUCUUAUUGGAACCAGAUGGCAAUAAAAAGAGUGUGGUCCAUUAAACAUCCCACAAGAAGGUGUCAUUAAGUUCCUGUGCACUGUAGUGUUGCAUUAUGAUAUCUAAAUCGGAUAAUGCACACACUUUAUAACAACAACAAAAACAUUUUUUGGAUUGUAAAUGACAUUUCAGGUUGUAUUAAAGUGAACACUGUCAGAAA